GUGUGUGUGUGUGUGUAAGUGUGGAAGUGGAACAAACUUUACAAUGUGAAUCGUCGCCAUUAAUAACAGGGAACUUGAGGGAAAAAAGUGACUGUGUGAGUUUGAACUCAAAUAUAACAUGUUUAAACAUUCCGCACUUAAGACUCAUUUCUAAAGAAAUUCGUGUCGCGCUGCAGUGAGAAUGGACGGACUGUACUGUCUGCGGUCCGAUCUGAUUCGCGAUGAUUGUCUGGACGGUUGGACGGUGAUCGGAUCCGGCGGGUUCGGACAGAUCUACCGAGCAAAACACAAGGGAUGGGGAACCGACGUGGCGAUAAAGUUAUUGCUUUAUAAUGACGGCAGUUCGGCGGCGUCUCUUCAAAGAGAAGCUAAUCUGAUGUUCCAGGGUGGAAAUCCAAACGUCCUGCGGAUCUUCGGCUUGUAUGAGGGGCGUCUGGGCGGUACGCAUAACCUGUCUCGGGUAGGUCUGGUGAUGGAGUUCAUGUCGAGGGGUUCUCUGGCUGAUCUGCUGCAUGCGUUGAGUGGACCCCCUCCGUGGGCUCUGACCUUCCGCAUCACUCAUCAGAUCGGUCUGGGAAUGAACUUCCUGCAUCAGUUGGCCACUCCCCUUUUACACUUGGAUCUGAAGCCCAAUAACGUGCUGCUGGAUGACAGCCUCAACGCCAAGCUAACAGAUUUUGGUCUGUCGCGAGUCGCUCGAAGUCUUUCUAAAAGUGUCCAAGAGAAAGAUGAAUCAGAGGGGGGAACUUUGAGCUACAUGCCACCUGAAGCACUGAACUCUGUGAAUUACAAACCAAACAAAGCCUCUGACAUUUACAGUUACGGUGUGCUGUUGUGGUCCAUCAUCACUGGAAAGGAGCCAUACGCUAAUGUUCUCUCGGUCCUGGUACGCUUUCAUAUCCCUCGAGGUGAGAGACCGGAUCUGACAUUAAUCGACUGCAGUGUGGCAGCAGGGUUGGAUGAUAUAGUUCAGCUCAUGUCAGCGUGCUGGACUCAAGAACCCAACCAGAGACCGUCAUUCAGAGAUUGUGUUCAUGUGACUGAAAAGGUCUUCGACAUGCACAAACGUGGAGUGAACGAUGCUGUUCAUGAUGUUCUCAAACAACUGGACGAUGACAUCUGUUCCGGUUUAAGAUCGGUCCAAAUCAGCCCUAAACCACAGAAUAAAGUACGUCCUCAUGUUUUGUCGUGUGUCACAGGUCCUCCACCUGAACAGGAAACAGGUGCCAAUAAAAAUGCAGAGGGCAUAAAAAAAGAAUCCUUUUAUCGUCCGGUCAUGUCUGGGGUGCCUCACUUUAACAAAACACCACAGCGUCAAUCAUCAACACCAGGCGGCGUCUCCAUUAAUAUGUCCAACGUCAGUGCAGUUCAGAUUGGCAACAACAACUACAUGAACAUUUCUCAGAGAUCCCGUCAAAGGCACCAGACAGCUCCGUCUAGCGCCAACAGAGCUCACUAUCAAUCAGAGAACUCGUAUAAGAAGACAUAAGCCCAAAGGCUUUUUUACGCUCUCCUCAGAUAAACUUUAUCUGUUGAUGUGGUUGAGUGUGUUGGUUUUCCUUUUUCUACAUAACUGAUCCUUCAUCCAGCAUUAAAAAUGUUUCUGAGCGAUUCUGCCUUAAUAUUAUCAGAAAAGCUUUUGCUGUUUUCUCAUUUAAGUCCCGUGUGUUUGGAGAGUUUUAAACAGAACAUUACAGAAAUUAUUUCCAGGUUAUUUUAAAGGAACAUUAUUUUUUUAUAGUUUACCUUAAAAAAAAUAAAUUUAAAAAAAUCCAUUAAAUCUUGAAAAUAAAUAAAGUCUGCAUGCUGUGAAUUGAAGUAUGUGUCAACCCUCAUUCCCAAAUUAACGUGUUACACAAUAUUGGCGAAGGGUAGGGGCAAUUAAAUUUUUAAAGGAAUAUUCCGGGUUCAAUGCAUUUUAAGCUCAAUCGACAGCAUUUGUGGCAUAAAAAUGUAUAUGGACUUUUCUUUAAAAAAAAAAAAAAAGCACAAA
Messenger RNA from Myxocyprinus asiaticus (Chinese sucker), 1993 nucleotides. RefSeq names its product receptor-interacting serine-threonine kinase 3 (gene ripk3). Gene Ontology annotation, molecular function: JUN kinase kinase kinase activity; ATP binding. The coding region runs from base 182 to 1489 and encodes 435 amino acids. NCBI's taxonomy places the organism in Eukaryota, Metazoa, Chordata, Actinopteri, Cypriniformes, Catostomidae. The transcript is spliced from 12 exons. Gene Ontology annotation, biological process: protein phosphorylation. The record is from RefSeq and is a predicted model, not a curated record.